This is a messenger RNA of Drepanopeziza brunnea f. sp. 'multigermtubi' MB_m1, 771 nucleotides long. NCBI's taxonomy places the organism in Eukaryota, Fungi, Ascomycota, Leotiomycetes, Helotiales, Drepanopezizaceae. The record is from RefSeq and is a predicted model, not a curated record.
AUGUACUUUUUCGAUUUUGUUGGUGCGUAUACCGGUAGAUCAGAAUUGCUAUCUACCGCCAGCAGUUCCUCCACCUCAUCAACUACUGCGAAUUCCCUCCCUCAUAUACGAAUUCGAACCACCAAUUUUUUCGAUCUCUUCGCUGAGCAAUUCGAACCUCACACCUCUCUGCCAGCUCCAGACACACUACCGCGGACCUUCCUCACACCUUACGCUUCGAUCAGCUACUUUUCAUAUGCUACGCCAAGAUGCAAAACCUCGAUACUUGCCCUUUUCCAUCAAAAUCAAGGGACGCGCGCCUUUGGUUUACAGAACAACUCCGACGCACUUGCCCUUUUAAAGCAAAUUCUCGAGAUGCGCGCCUUUGCCAAACCAGCAAGUGGAAGCGAUACAAGUGAAGGCGAUACAAUUGGAGGACCAGGAGCAAUUAGAAGACCAGCAAUUGAAAGAGCAAUUGAACCAACAAGUGGACCAGCAAGUGGACCAGCAAUUGGAAGACUAGCAAUUGAAAGAGCAAUUGAACCAACAAGUGGACCAGCAAGUGGACCAGCAAUUAGAAGACAAGCAAGUGGACCAGCAAUUGGACCAGCAAGAAGUGCAAUUGAAGGAAUUGUCAGCUUUGACCAAGGUACAUUCGGAGUACUCCUUUUGCGCUACUUCGAAGCAAUUACCUCUCACACCAAUUACGAAGCACCUUCUCUUUUGGUCACCCUCGCAGCUACCUUCGAAGCUACCUCUUCCGCCAACUGCGCAACAUCUACCACCUACUAA